UAUAACGUUUGAUAUAGGUUGGAGAAGAGACUUUUCAGUGGUUUUGGUGUGAGUUUGUGGACAGAUAGUAUUGAGUAGUGACAGUUAUGUUGUUGGGCGCGAUGCCGGAAGAGGUGAUUGUGGCCGCGACGGGUAAGAGCCAGAGGGCCACGGACUUUUCUAUUGCGGCUAUUAUGGCGAAAAAUGAGAAUGCGACGGAUCGUGAGGAUAGUGUGUUGGAGGGUAAAGAAAUAGGAAAUGAGGGCCCUCUUCCUACUUUCGUAGGCCCUCCCUCCGACUUAGACCCUCUUGACGAUGACGAAAUCGAAGUAGACGUGGAGGAAUGCUCAGACACAGAGUCUCCCAGGCCUCCCAAGCAGGCCAAACUAUCCCGCCGAUCGCCCACAGUCUCAGAUUGCGGAUCAGAAUUGGCUGAUCCCGACAGAGACAGUCCGGACAUAGUUCCGGACAAAACGCCAACUACGACACCAAAAAAACCGAAAAUUCUUUGUAACUGCGAGGAGUUACUGGGCGUGGAGUGUCACUUGGAGACGAAGGAUCUGUGGGAUAAGUUUCACGAUUUGGGGACGGAGAUGAUUAUCACAAAGACCGGGAGGCGGAUGUUUCCAACUCUCAGAGUCUCCUUCACCGGUAUCAGGCCCGAACAAAGAUACGCAGUACUACUGGACAUAGUACCGGUAGAUAACAAAAGGUACAGGUAUGCGUAUCACCGGUCUUCGUGGUUGGUGGCUGGAAAAGCGGAUCCUCCGGCUCCUUGCAGGAUUUACGCACAUCCAGAUUCGCCUUUUUCUGGAGAACAGCUCAGGAAGCAGGUGGUGUCUUUUGAGAAGGUGAAGCUGACGAAUAAUGAGAUGGAUAAGAAUGGACAGAUAGUACUGAAUUCGAUGCACCGGUACCAGCCAAGGAUCCACAUAGUCAAAUGGAAGGACCACUCUGGCCCCAUUACGGAUCUGGAGCAGGAACAGUACCGUACCUUUGUUUUUCCCGAAACAGUAUUCACUGCAGUUACAGCUUACCAAAAUCAGCUGAUCACAAAGUUAAAAAUCGACUCAAACCCUUUUGCUAAAGGGUUUAGGGAUAGUUCGAGAUUGACAGAUUUUGACAGAGAGCCAAUGGACAGCCUCUUCAUGGACCAGCAUUUUCUCCGUUCCUCACUCAGGCUCUACGGCGGUGAAUCCCCCCUGGACGCGGAGAACAACAACGCCAACUCAUUCUUCUCAGCCGCCAUGAUGGAGAAAGCCAGGGCCCACAUCCAGAUGUGGAACAGAGCAGGAGCUGCGGCAGCUGCCGCAUACAACCCCAGCGAACUUCACGCCUUUCUCCUUAACAGUUCCAGCCAGCAAAUGUUCCUAAACCAGCGAAGUUCCAUGCCUCUAGGACUUGGAAGUCAUUUAUGGUCUCAAGGAGGAGCUUCGUGGCAAAACGCCAUUCACCAAGGGAUACCUCCUGGAUUACUGACCACGUCUUCAAGACCGCAACUGACUCCACCUCCUGCAUCGACUCCAAGUUCGUCAGGAUCACCCAGUCCAACUUCAAUAACGUCAUCUUCGGAAGUGAGGUUACCUAAAGCAGUGUUUCCACAGUCAGCAAUGCACCAUCAUCACCAGCAUAGGUUUAGUCCGUACGCUUCACCUUUGUCAAGGCCCAGUUCGGCAGCGUCACGGUCAAACCACUGAUGGACAGUUGGUGGGGAUGUUUGUUUCUAAAACCAAAGAGUCUACAGUUUGUUGGACCUUAAAUAAAUGUGAAAAUAAGAAAAAAACGUUAUUGGUGUAAUUGUAAAUAUUAGUACAUGGAUUAUACAAAAGGUGUUUAGACAUAGAACAGAGAUUUUAGUGAAGGUUUAUAUACAGGGUGGGUCUUAAAUAAAAGCAAGUGGUAGUUGAACCGGUUUUUUUUUUCAAUCUUGGCAUUUUAAGGAAAAUAUAAAAUUCAAUGGACCUUCUCUAGAAUUUUUGUAGUAUGUUUUAAAAAUCCUGUAUAUACAGGAUGUUUUUUAAUUUAAUCAGUAUAAUAUAUUAAUUUUAAACUGUGAUG
This is a messenger RNA of Sitophilus oryzae (rice weevil), 2037 nucleotides long. Its product is annotated as T-box transcription factor TBX20-like. Bases 87 to 1676 code for a protein of 529 amino acids. Gene Ontology annotation, biological process: positive regulation of DNA-templated transcription; regulation of transcription by RNA polymerase II; cell fate specification. Gene Ontology annotation, cellular component: nucleus. Gene Ontology annotation, molecular function: RNA polymerase II cis-regulatory region sequence-specific DNA binding; DNA-binding transcription factor activity, RNA polymerase II-specific. The transcript is spliced from 5 exons. NCBI's taxonomy places the organism in Eukaryota, Metazoa, Arthropoda, Insecta, Coleoptera, Curculionidae. The record is from RefSeq and is a predicted model, not a curated record.